Messenger RNA from Chaetomium globosum CBS 148.51, 690 nucleotides. RefSeq lists its product as uncharacterized. Bases 1 to 690 code for a protein of 229 amino acids. The transcript has 2 exons. The record is from RefSeq and is a predicted model, not a curated record. Lineage: Eukaryota; Fungi; Ascomycota; Sordariomycetes; Sordariales; Chaetomiaceae.
AUGUCCCAAGACAUGACGCCCGGGGACGUGGUCCCCACAAACACGGAAGCGCCGCCGGCAAAAGACAACCCGACUCCCAUCCCCGGGCCCGACUCUGCCCCGGAACAGGAAGCAGAACCCGAACCUGCCCUCCCCCCCUUAACACCGCAGGAAUUCCGCAUCUACAACCGCCUCGCCGAACAAAUGGAAUACUUUAUGUACACCACCCUGCACACGGCCUGCACCACCAACCGGCGGCCGGCAGGCAUGUCGCUGAAGCAGUUCAUUGACGAGGGGCUGCGGCUGGCGCGCUACCUGGAGAUGCACCACUCGAUCGAGGAGACCCACCUGUAUCCGCUGCUGGGGCGCAAGAUGCCCGAGUUUCGGGCGACGUCGGCGGGGGCGGGAGCGGGUGGGUUGGGAGGUGGGAAGAAGGGUGGCGGUGGUGGGGGGAAGAAGCGGCGGGAUUCGGAGGAGUGUGAGUUGCUUCGGCAGCAUAGGGUUAUUCAUGAGGGGAUGGAUGAAACGGCGGAUUAUUUGCGGCGGUGUAAGGAGAGGGAGUGUGAGUUGGAGUUGGGGGUUUUGAAGGCUAAGAUGGAUUCGUGGGGGGAUGUGUUGCUGCAGCAUCUGGAUCAGGAGGUGAGGGAUCUCGGGGCGGAGAAGAUGCGGAGGCAUUUUACGGUGCAGGAGAUGAAGGCGAUUCCUAUGUGA